AUGUCAGAGCCUGAGGAUAAGGCGGCACAGGCAGAAGGCUUCAAGCUGCGAGGCAACGAACUUCUGAACCAGAAGGAUUAUGCAGGAGCAGAAGAAUUCUACAGCAAGGCGAUCAGCCUCAACCCGCAAGUGGAGGCUUACUUCACCAACCGCUCGCUGGUCAGAACGAACCUCAGGAAGUUCGAGGAGGCGAUCGAAGAUGGCAGGGCAGCCUUGAGCAUCAACCCGCUGUCAGCCAAGGCGCAUGGCCGGAUCGGGUCGGCCUCUUUCCAAGCAGGGGACUACAAGCUCUCUGUGUCUUCGUAUCGCUCAGCUCUGGAGAUCGAU
Messenger RNA from Guillardia theta CCMP2712, 327 nucleotides. RefSeq lists its product as hypothetical. The record is from RefSeq and is a predicted model, not a curated record. The transcript has a single exon. The annotation marks the transcript as partial. Gene Ontology annotation, cellular component: membrane; TRC complex. Gene Ontology annotation, molecular function: molecular adaptor activity; protein binding. Gene Ontology annotation, biological process: post-translational protein targeting to endoplasmic reticulum membrane. Lineage: Eukaryota; Cryptophyceae; Pyrenomonadales; Geminigeraceae.